GUUGCUGGUUCUGUUGAGGGAAAGCCGCGUCCCUCAACAGCAUCCUCGCUCUCCUUCACCUGUAGUAUAUGUGCCCUUUUUCCCCACAAGAGGAAGAGAUUCGGCCCCUAACGCUACCAGUUAGGAUAUUUAUCGCGCGCCGUUAAGAUUCAGGAGCAGUGAAAAAUGACCACUGCUAACAAGACACCACCCGGUGCAGAUCCAAAGCAACUGGAAAGGACUGGAACUGUUCGAGAAAUUGGAUCACAAGCUGUUUGGUCACUUUCCUCUUGUAAACCAGGAUUCGGUGUGGAUCAGUUACGAGAUGAUAAUCUAGAAACAUACUGGCAGUCUGAUGGAUCACAACCUCAUUUGGUGAACAUUCAAUUCAGGAGGAAAACAACGGUGAAAACGCUGUGUAUUUAUGCAGAUUAUAAAUCAGAUGAAAGCUACACUCCAAGUAAGAUCUCUGUCAGGGUAGGAAACAACUUCCACAAUCUACAGGAAAUCCGGCAACUUGAAUUAGUGGAACCCAGUGGUUGGAUUCACGUAGCCUUAACAGAUACUCAUAAGAAACCUAUCCGCACUUUUAUGAUUCAGAUUGCUGUUUUAGCCAAUCACCAAAAUGGAAGAGACACUCAUAUGCGGCAAAUCAAGGUGUAUACGCCAGUGGAAGAAAGUUCUAUUGGUAAAUUUCCUAGGUGUACAACAAUUGAUUUCAUGAUGUAUCGUUCAAUCAGGUAAACAAAGCUCAAUUUUGUACUAAAGCAUUGUAUUUUUGUUUAAUUUUCAAAUAAAGACAUAAAAUCUU
Messenger RNA from Podarcis raffonei (Aeolian wall lizard), 790 nucleotides. It is a transcript of the gene ANAPC10, whose product is annotated as anaphase promoting complex subunit 10. Gene Ontology annotation, biological process: protein K11-linked ubiquitination; anaphase-promoting complex-dependent catabolic process. The transcript has 5 exons. NCBI's taxonomy places the organism in Eukaryota, Metazoa, Chordata, Lepidosauria, Squamata, Lacertidae. The coding region runs from base 166 to 723 and encodes 185 amino acids. Gene Ontology annotation, cellular component: anaphase-promoting complex. The record is from RefSeq and is a predicted model, not a curated record.